This is a messenger RNA of Aspergillus heteromorphus CBS 117.55, 1771 nucleotides long. Its product is annotated as amino acid transporter. Gene Ontology annotation, biological process: amino acid transmembrane transport. Lineage: Eukaryota; Fungi; Ascomycota; Eurotiomycetes; Eurotiales; Aspergillaceae. Gene Ontology annotation, molecular function: amino acid transmembrane transporter activity. The record is from RefSeq and is a predicted model, not a curated record. The transcript is spliced from 11 exons. Gene Ontology annotation, cellular component: membrane. The coding region runs from base 8 to 1771 and encodes 587 amino acids.
UCUCAACAUGAUUCCCGUUCAGUCGGGGAACCCGGAAAAGCUCAAACAGGAACUCUUUGGGUUCCAGAUCUUUUUCAUUACACUGAGUGCCGUCAUUGGAAGUGGCAUUUUCACCAACAAUGGGGUAGCGCUAGCUAUUGCCGGCCCCAUGGGUCUGAUGCUCGCCGCUCUGGUCAUGAGCGUGGUAGUGUGUGCGGUCAAUGAAUGUAUCGCGGAGCUGACCCAGCAGUUCCCCGUGUAUAAUGCCAUAGUGGAAUACGUGCGUACCUUUGUCGACGAUGACUUGGGCUGGGUAAUCGGACUGGCUUAUUGGUAUGCGUAUACAGCAUCCUUUUCCAGCCAGACUGUCAUGGCGGGGACCCUGUUGGAGUAUUGGGGGUUGAGUCAGGCGUGGCGGGCCCUCAUUUGCUACGCCCUGAUUCCCUUCGUGCUUUUUCUAUUGAACCUCACGGGGGUCUUUUGGUAUGGGUUGGUGGAGACGUUCGGUGGCUUCUUAAAGCUCAUCAUGAUCUUUGGCAUCUCGAUCUACCUCUAUGCCAUCUCCGAUCGAGUCCAUCUCGAUGAACGCGGAAACGUCUUUUCACCCACCUUCGACCAUGGCCGAGGAUUUCGCAAUAACGUAGAUGCUGCCUGCUAUGCAAUUCCCCUCACGGCAUACGCCUUCCAGGGCGUGGAGUUAUAUGCCAUGGCUGCGUUUGAAGCUCGAGACGCUCACGCGCUUCGCUGGCCCUCGCGAUGGACCAUCUACAUCAUCGUCCUUGUGUACAUCAUGUGCACCCUGGGCGAAAUUCUCAACGUAAGCUGGCAGGACCCAAACCUGUCGCAGCUUGAUGAUGGGAUAGUCAACGCCACGGUACCAUCUACAUCCAAGCCUGGUGUAUCCAGCAGCAUGGUCAUCAUCGCCGCUCUGAACGUCGAAAACAAGCACAUGGCCGACUUUCUCAACGCCUGCUUGCUAGUAAGUGUCAUCUCCGCCUCCAACACAUCGUUGUAUGUAGCCUCGCGCACUUUGUUUGGUAUCGCGAAAUCCAUGCCCCGAGAUUACUGGGCCACCCGACACCUGGCCAUUCUGAGCAAGGGCACGCGAGUCCCUGUUGUCGCGUUGCUUGUUACGCUGUUAGCAUUCGCCUGGGUGCCAUUUCUUCAGCUAAGCGGUAGCACAACCACGAAGCAGUUAACCGAGGUGAUAUCGACUUCCUCCAGUACGGCCAUCAUGAUCGUCUGGGCAAGCGUCUGUAUUGCCUUCCUCCGGUAUUACUACUGGCUCAAAAAAUGCGACCCAGACCUUCGCCUCUCCGGCCGCCCAGAGUUCGUCCGCGGAUCCCCCAACUACACCCCCCGGGGGAGUCUCUUCGUCCUGCAACCCCUCCAAGCCUGGAUCGGCCUGAUCGGAUGCACCGUCAUCUUCGCCUUCUCCAGCGCGACAUGGUGGGACGGUCACGCCACCGUGACCGAGGUGGCCAUGGCAUAUGGCGCGCAUAUCGUCCUGGUGAUAUUGUUUCUCGGGCUGAAACUCUCCCGUCGGCAACCAGAAUGGUUCAAGCGCACCCCGGACGCGGGGAAACUGGUUCUCAUUCUCAAUGACCUCCGAGUGCGCAAGAUUGAUCGCUGGGAGACGACGAGGUGGAAGCGCUUGCAGAGUGUGUUUUUACGGUAUCGGGGUUUGAGGCGGGGGAGUGAGGGUGCGGAUGCGGAUGGGGGUGGGCCUGUGCCUCUGGUGGAGGAUGGUGGGCGGUCGAUGAUGGGCAGGUCAGAGGGAUUGUCGAGUUGA